UGCAAAAAUUUUGGCUCCAAGCCCACGUAUUCGCUCCCAGUCGCCAUUUUCGUCUCUCAAAUCCCAUCUCUCUCUCUCUCUCUCUCUCCAAAUCUCUCCCGGCGAGUUCUUCGCUCAAAAUCUUCGGAACCCAUUUCUUCUUUUUACUCUUUCCCCCCAUAAUUUCGAUUCUUUCAUUUUGAUUUCUCUCCCCUUUACUGUAACGCAAUUCUCAGCAUCAUCACACCUCAAUUACACAAUCCCUAGUUUUCCAAUUUUCAUCUCCCUCCCUUUUCAUCAGUCUUCCCCGCCCUUUAUUCAUGGCUUCCUCUUCUUUCUCUGCUUAGUUGAACAAGACCCACCUCUGAUUUCAGAAGAGGAAAGUGGUAUUUAUUCAAGAUUCAAGGAAAAUGGAGGGAUAUGCAUGGGUCUGGAGGUGAGAGGUGGAAACAGAGGCGGCACAUGUGGCCGGUCCAUUCUAAUUCGACAGCUGUAGCUUGCGAAUUGUCCGCCCCAGAUUUCUUUCUCAAAGAUGGACGCAAAAUCCAUGUUGGUGAUUGUGCUCUUUUCAAGCCACCUCUAGAUUCCCCUCCUUUUAUUGGAAUUAUACGUUCAUUCAAGUCGGACAAGGAGACGAAUUUAAGGUUAGAUGUGAAUUGGCUUUACCGGCCUGCUGAUGUGAAGCUCCCAAAAGGAUUAUCGUUAGAUGCUGCGCCGAAUGAGAUCUUUUACUCAUUUCAUAAAGAUGAGAUACCUGUCGCAUCAUUACUUCAUCCUUGUAAAGUUGCUUUCCUUCGCAAAGGCAUUGAACUUCCGUCGAGCAUUUCCUCAUUUGUGUGCAGAAGAGUGUAUGACACUGAUAACAAGUGUUUAUGGUGGUUAACCGAUAGAGAUUAUAUUAAUGAACGUCAAGAAGAAGUAGAUCAACUAUUAGAAAAGACAAGGCGAGAAAUGCAUGGGGUGGUGCAGUCUGGAGGCCGUUCACCAAAGCCCUUGAAUGGUCCACUUCCAGCCGUGCAGCAAAAAUCUGGUUCAGAAAGUAUACCAAAUAGUUCUUCUCUCACUUCUCACAUUAAAAGCAAGAAAAGGGAACGAGGUGAUCAGGGGUCUGAACCCACAAAGAGAGAGCGGUUAUUUAAAACAGAAGAUGGAGAAUUCGGUCAGUUUAAAUCAGAAAGUACGCUAAAGAAUGAGAUUGCUAAAAUUACUGAUAAAGGAGGACUUAUUGACUUUGAGGGGGUUGAAAAUUUUGUCAAACUUAUCCAACCUGACAGUUCUGGUCAGAAAUUAGACUUGGCCGAUCGAGUGAUGCUUGCUGAUGUUAUAGCAGUCACUGAUAGGAUUGAUUGUCUAGGAUGGUUUUUGCAGCUCAGGGGUUUGCCUGUAUUAGAUGAAUGGCUUCAAGAAGUUCGUAAGGGUAAAAUUUUUGAUGGUAAUGGCACGAAAGGAAGUGUUAAAACUGUAGAGGAUUUUCUUUUGGCUCUACUUCGUGCCUUGGAUAAACUUCCUGUGAAUCUCAAUGCUCUUCAGAGUUGUUAUAUAGGUAAGUCUGUGAAUCAUUUACGUACUCAUAAAAAUGCUGAAAUUCAGAAGAAAGCAAGGAGUUUGGUAGAUACCUGGAAGAAACGUGUGGAAGCUGAGAUGGAUGUUAAUGAUGCAAAGUCUGAAUCCAGUCAUGGUGUCUCAUGGCCUUCUAAAUCUGGGCCUUUAGAAGUUUCUCAAUUAGGGAGCAAAAAGGCUGGAGGGUCUGGUGAUGAUUGCGUAAAGAGCUCUACACAUUCUAACAUGUUUAAACAUUCUCAAGCUAAAUUCUGUCCCACUGAAAUGGUUGGCAAAUCAUCUGCAUCGUCGAGCAGCAUGAAGUCUUCUUCAAGCAUGGUUGCUUCAUCAAGGGAUUAUAACUUUAAAACACUAGUUGGGGGGAACUCAGAUCUUCCUUUGACUCCUAUAAAGGAGGAGAGGAGCAGCAGUUCAAGUCAUUCCCAAAAUAACAGUCAGUCAAGUGAUCAUGCAAAAACUGUAGCAUCUUCAUGCAAAGAAGACACUAGGAGCUCAAAUUCUGGUUCAGGAAGUGUUAGCAAAGUUUCUGUGGGUGCUUCUCGCCAUCGGAAGCCUAGCAAUGGUGUUCAUUUGAAUACUCUCACAGGAACACACAAGGUAUCUGGGUCUGGAAAACUUAAUGCCCUAAAUAAGAAUUUGACUUCUGAAAAGGCCUCUACUGCAUCACAUGAGAAAUCUCCAGAUGCGUCACUUGUUGAACAUGGAUAUAGUCGACUUGUUGUAAAGUUGCCAAACACCUGCAAAAAUCCAGUGGGAACUUCUAGGGUUGUCACAGAGGAUCAAGUUGUUUCAUGUCACAAAGGAUCUCUUCAUGAUGAGGCAGGUGAUAACCAUGAAAAGAAAGCUAAAGGCAGAAGCUAUUUGCUUGGGGCUAGUUUUGCAACUGAAGUAAACUCAGAUAAAUGUCAUAAGAAAGAUCAAUUUCUCAGCUCAGAGGAGGGUAAAGAGGUAGCUGCCAGCAACGAACAAGGCAGGCUUGCUGCGGCCAAUGAAGGGCAAUCAGAAACCAAUGCUUCAUUGACUGGAAUUAUAUCUAGACCUGGAAAAACUUAUGAUGCUUCUCUAAGCUCCAUAAAUGCCUUGAUUGAAAGCUGUGUUAAAUUUUCUGAGUCUAAUACAUCAUCAUCACCAGGGGAUGUUGUAGGGAUGAAUCUUCUUGCGAGCGUGGCUACUGGGGAAAUAUCUAAAUCUAAUAAUGCAUCGCCGUUGGAUUCUCCUCAGGAACGAUCACCUAUGGCAGAAGAAUCUUCUGAUGGCAAUGAUGGACAAUUGAAAAAUUUGCCUGAAGAGAUUAAAUGUGAUGAAGAUGAUGCUAAUGGUGGGGCUGGGGGUCGCUCAUCUUCUGAGCCUCUUGACAGCAAUAACAUGUUGCAUGAUAGAAAUGGAUCUCAUCCUGCCUCGACCUCAGCUGACUCUCCUAAAGAUGGAAGAGGUGUUGCAUUUGGCUCUUCAAGGGAACAUAUUAUUCCAUCAAAUGCUCAGCAAAACAUGGAGAGGACGCCUUCAAAUUGUGAUGCAAAACCUUAUGCUGAAGAAUGCAAUGCCUCUGUAGCUGUUGGUUCUUCAUACGGUGUGGAAGAAGGUAAUUCAGACACUGUGGAAACAAAUCAGCUUUCUGAUCAAAAUGAACUAGAGCAAUCAAGGUCGCUUCUAGUACAAGACUCAUUAUUGGAAGAGUGUACCCAACUCCGUGAAAAUGAAAUAUUGGACCAAACUGAUGACAGAGCGACAGAUAGUGGAGUGGUUUUGAAAUCAGAAGUAAAAACUACAUCAGCUCUCGAAGAUGAUAAGCAAUUGGAUGAAAAGACGCCUUGUUUAUCUUCACAAUUAAGUGGUGGCGAUGUUCAGACCCAUGCAGACUUAGAUAGCGGCAGUGGAAUGGAAGAGAAACUGUCAUCUACACCUGAGAUUCACGCAGACUCUCAGGAGGAAAAAAUUGAGACUGCUACGAUGGUUCCUGAUGCCAAUUCUUUUGAUGCAGAAUUUAAGGAUAAAAAAUCAAAUAUUGUGAGCUCAGAAAUUCAUGUUAAUCAGAUCGGGAAACAGACAAUGAUUCAGGUUCCUCCUCUGUCAGAUCGGAAAGAUGAUUGUGCAGUGCAGGAUUUGGGAAGAACAGAUGGCAUUAAUAGUUGUUGUGGUGGGGUUUCUAUGCACGUGGAAUCUCCCGCCAUUCCCUUACCAGAAAAUGAUCAGGAUGAGAAAUUAAGUUUAAAUAUUCCCGAGUCGACUGGAACCAAAGACCAUGUCACUAGUGCAAAUCCUUCACUUUCUGCUCCAAGGUCAGACACAGUGGUAAAGCUGGAUUUUGAUUUAAAUGAAGGUUGUUCUGUGGAUGAUGUGACACAAGACGAUGUUAUUGGAAGUUCCUCUUCUGUUCAGCUGCCCAUUUUCACACCUUUCUCCAUCCCUUCAGCAUCAGAAAGCUUCCCUGUUUCAGUUACUGUGGCUUCUGCUGCAAAAGGAUCAGUUGUUCCACCAGCGAACUCCCUAGCAAAUAAAGUUGAACUUGGAUGGAAGGGUUCAGCUGCUACAAGUGCUUUUCGCCGGGCUGAACCACGAAAAAAUCUUGAAAUGCCACUCAGCUUGAGUGAUGUACCUCUUGUUACUACCACUAGCAAGGAGGGGCGCCCACCUUUGGAUUUUGACCUGAACGUGCCGGACCAGAGACUCCUAGAAGAAGUUGCUUUGUCGUCAAAUGUACCGUGGAAAGCAAGUGUUGAUCUAGGGCUUUGUGAUCGAGGUGGUGGACUUGAUCUUGAUUUGAAUAAAGUUGAUGAAAGUCAUGAUGUGGGCCCAUGUUCUAUUGGCAGGAAUAGGUUAGAGCUCCCCAUUUCAAGUAGACCAUUUGUUUCUGGUGGUUCAGGGAAUUGUGGGUUCAGUGCCUCCAGAAACUUCGAUUUGAACAAUGGUCCUUCCCUUGAUGAAAUGGGGGCAGAAACAGUACCUCUCAGUCAGCAGAAUAAAAACUACAUGCCAUUUUCAUCACUUCUCCCUGGAAUGAAGGUGAACUCUGGAGAAAUUGGGAACUUCUAUUCUUUGUUUCCUCAGGGUAAUUCAUAUUCAGCAUUAACGGCGAUCCCAUCAGUCUUGCCAGGUAGAGGAGAACAAAGCUAUGUUCCUGCUGCUGUAUCUCAGAGAGUGUUUGCUCCCCCUACAGGCACAGGAUUCACUGCUGAAAUUUAUCGUGCACCAGUGCUUUCUUCCUCUCCUGCUUUGGCAUUUCCACCUGCUAACUCCUUUACUUAUUCUGGGUUCCCUUUCGAAACUAGUUUUCCUGUACAAUCGAACAACUAUUCAGGUUGUUCUACAUCCUACAUGGAUUCAUCCCCUGGCUGUUCGCUUGGAUUCCCUACCAUUACUUCUCAUUUAUUAGGGCCAGCUGGGGUAGCCCCUACCCCUUAUUCAAGGCCGUUCAUUAUGAGUUAUCCAACCGGAAGUAGUGCUGUUGGUCCUGAGAUUGGAAAAUGGGGAAGCCAGGGUUUGGAUCUUAAUGCAGGUCAUGGGAUUAUAGAUAAAGAAAGACUUGAUGAAAAGUUGCCUUUAGCAUCGAGACAACUUUCAGUUCCCAGUACGCAGCCUUUUGCUGAUGAGCAGCUCAAGAUGUUUCAGAUAGGUGGUAUGCACAAGAGAAAAGAACCCGACAGUGGCUUAGAUGGUUCUGCUAGGUUUAACUACAAACAACAAUGAGUGAGGGCAGCAGCAUUUCAUUGUGGUCACCAACCAAGUCCUGGCCAAAGAAUUACAGACCAAGAAAAAGAACACAGUAUACGUGCUAAUAGUGGCACCAAUAAUAAAAAACUGUUUACGAUGGGGCUGGCGUACUGUUCCCUCUCAAAUGUUGCAGCAACGUCGCUGGUUUUCAGGCAGCUGAAUUUUUCUCUGUGGUGGACACAUUUCGACAGAUUCGUUUCACUAAAAAGCAGACGAGGUUUCAUUUGUGUAAAUAUCUAACUUAAUAGAAAGCAAAGCAAAAGGAAGUUGCUGUGUAGAAAGCUAAUGAAUGGCGUCCGACAUGUGGUCGAUUGCCAUCCAUUCAGACACCUUCACCUUGGAAACAGAAGUGGAUGUAAGAACUUUUGGAGGUUGUGGCCGGCCUUUGUCAGUGAUACUCAAAGCUGUGUUCUCCCUUACAUAUGUAGUUAUUACUUCAUUCUUACCGUUAGGUUCUCUUUUACACUCUUUAUUCAUAGUAAUACACAGAUCCCUUUUCUCUCUUGCUCA
Molecule: messenger RNA, 5760 nt
Organism: Cucurbita maxima (winter squash)
Lineage: Eukaryota; Viridiplantae; Streptophyta; Magnoliopsida; Cucurbitales; Cucurbitaceae
Exons: 5
Coding region: 400-5226 (1608 amino acids)
Cellular component (GO): nucleus
Molecular function (GO): chromatin binding
Source: RefSeq, a predicted model, not a curated record